CUGUGGUGACGAAGGCGGCUGGUGAUUUUGUUGGAAAAGCUUAACGAUUAGAAGCGCUGCCGAGAUAAGGAGAGCGUGAGAGCGAAGGCAAGAAGGAAACCGCCCACAUCAGCUGCUGACAGAUCGUCUUCCGACUCCUCUUUCAAGAGCGGGCGAGAGGUCAACAGCCAUUGCCAUUCUUCACGAAACUCUCAGUCUUUGAAGGCGGAAAACGAAGUUGGUAUCUUGUGUCCAUUUCUCGCAGUUGAAAAACUCUAGUGUCACUCCACAUAUUAUGAAUUAACAGCAGUUUUGCCGUUUCAGAGGCAGAUUAUUUUUAUUCUAUGACUUAGCCGCACAUGUACCAAGUGACAUUUGAUAACCCAAUAGUGUUUAGCUCUGCGUUUCUGUAGUGGAUACAAUCUUUGCUAACGGAGGAAAGGUUAUAUAUUCAUUUCCUUUUUGUUCAGAAGUUCAUAGUACCGCCAUCUAUUACCGUUUUCCUGAACAAAAAAGAUGCCAGUCAUCACGAACGGAAGACCCGUCAACCUGAGCAUCGACAACGCCGAGACGGGAGGAAGCGCCAUCGCCUCAGAGAUGGAUAUCGAGCUCUCAGAAAAUUCAACUCGGUCAGGGAGGACUGUGAAAAAACUGCGAAACAAACCCCAAGAAGACGGUGAGAAUAUCGACGACUGUAAUGAAGCAACCAACAUAGAUAUGGUGAUGCGAUGGGCGGACAGUCUUGGGGCGUACGAGUGCGUGCUCAUAUGGGCGUGGGUAGUGCCCGUGUGCUUGUUGGCGCCCUGCGCUUUCAUGAAUAUUUUGCUGAUGACCUAUCUGCCGCCGCACCACUGCACUCCGCCUCCUGUGCCGCCAAAUAUUACUAUGGCUGCGUGGCUGAACAUUACAAUUCCCAGAAACGCUGUUGGUGACUUCGAAUCCUGCGUUAUGUAUGACUACGUCAAUAUCUCGAACACCAACUCAUCCUUGGUCGCUGCCGGAGGUGACAGUGACCUUGGCGGAAGAUACCAGAUGGCAGCACUGAAAUGGUGGACCCAGCAUCCAGACGACCACCCUCCCAACGUGACCACAGGGUGUCAGCUCGGUUACGAAUUCAGCAAGAAUUACUUCACGGAAACAGCAGCCACCGAGAUGGGCUGGGUGUGCGACAAUUUCUACCUCAUAGAACACGUGCUGCACUCAGCGAUCCUGGGCAACCUCGCUGGAUGUGUCAUCUUCGGAGCCUUAGCUGAUAAGAUCGGGCGCAGGAAGGUCUUUCUUCUUCUUUCUCUGAAGGUGGCGAUUCUGGGGUCAGUCUUCGUCUUCCUGCGGGACAUGUGGUUUGUGCUCAGGGUGCGAUUUGUCUUGUCGAUGGGUCUGCCCGUUAUCUACCAGAUCGUCAUCAUCUCAGCUUUGGAGCAAGUCCGGGACAGCCGCAGGGGAAUGGUGACCUCCAUUUCAUCAGUUUUUUUCUCCCUCGGUCAGUGCACCAUGGCCCUCCUCUCCUGGCUGACAGCUCACUGGGUCACACUCGGCCUGUUGACCAGUCUGCCUUGUCUCCUGGCAGUUGUCUACCUCAGAGUGAUUGAAGAAUCUCCGCGAUGGCUUGUUUCAAGAGGGAAGUUCAAUGAGGCUGCCAAGGUUAUCCGACGCAUCGCUCGCAUGAAUGACCUCAGGCCGACCCACGAGGACAUUCUGGCAAAGUUAAGGAAGGACACAACAAAUGACGAGGAGGAGACCAAAGACGAGCCCUCUUGCCAUUUUUGCGGGGUGGCCAGGUAUCCGCACCUUGCUUUCAGGAGGGCCUUCCUCUCUGUCCUGAGUACAUUCUGCAGCGUCGUCAAAUUCGUUGGACAUUAUCCGUCUAUCAGCUGUAGAACAGCGCUACUUACAGUCUGCUGGACGGUCAAUCAGACAAUCUACUUCAGUAUCUUCAUGAAAUACUCAUUGGUCUUCACGAACCCGUUCUUGGGGUUCUUCUUCACGUCGGUCGUGGAAGUUCCCGCCAAUCUGCUCGUACCUCUGUUACUUAGGAGGGUUGGGAGGCGGUCCCUGCAUACCAGCGUUAUGUCCAUAUGUGCAACAGCGCUCUUGAUUACGGCUGCCCUUCUUGGCCAAGAUUACGAGGAGAACAUCUUGGGUGUGCAGGCUCUUGUCCUGCUGGCGAAGUUUUGCACUUCCAUUACCUUCCUGGUGACUUAUCUGCAGGCCGCUGAGCUUCAUCCAACGCCGAUCCGAACCUGUGCUACUGGUGUUGCCUCAUUGAUUGCAUCCUCUUUCAAUGUUGCUACUCCGAGCAUCGUGCUGGCAAUGGAAAAACCUUGGCACAGCUAUCUUGUCUUAGGAAGCCUGGGCUGCAUAGGGGCUUUUUCCUCGCUUCUCCUGCCGGAGACCGCUGGACGGCCUCUCCCUCAGACCCUAGACGAGGCUGAAGCCCUGGAAAGGACGUCCUGUAUGAGCUGCAGUGACAGCAGGAGCCCUGACAUCCCAUCGAUGAGGGCGACGACAAAUCCCGCAAAUGAAAUCGAUUCGGAAUGACAAGUUGAAAUCAUGAUAUAGAAUAUAAACUGAAUUUCAGAAAACGGAGUCUGGAGAACAUUUACUUCAGGAAACCACAGUGAUCAAAUCGGAUUUUGCUUAGAUAAAUAUAAAUGGAAGGAAAUCAGUGAAAUAUAUUGCUUAUAAGUAAACUCAAUUCCGAGUGUAGAAUAAAUGAAUUACCAAGACAGUUGACUAAAAUAAGCAAAUGGAUAUUUCAUUUUAGAAGAAUCAUAUUAUAUUAGCCAAUUAAAGUAAAACCCCAAUUAAAAUAUAACAUAAACGUCAGCUCUGAGUCUUUCUAAAUUACAGUGGCAAAGGACCACAAUAAUAAAUUAUUUGUUUUCUUAAUAUUAAUCCAGCAAGGAAAUCUAAAUAUAGCUCUCAAAUGUAAAGUUUCUAGCAUCCAGAAUACAAAUGGUAGGUCACUGACAUGGCCAAAUUAAAUCUAAUUCAAUGGUAUGUUAUUAAAGCUCACCAAAUGAAAUUCAAACCAAAGCGAACAUAAUGAGAGAGAGUAUUAUAUUCAAAGUCCUACCUCAGCUACUUGAGAACAACCAUGCACAAUUGAAAUGAAGUUUAUGAGUAAAAAGACAUUUCUUGAGUUUUUAAUAAAUACGAAGGUAUUACGUAAUCAUAGUAAUAUCGUGCACUGAAGUAUGGUUGAAAAUCUAGAUUUCAGUAGUAAAGGUAGACGUUAAUUUUGAAAGUUUCCCUUUGCUACAGUAAACCACUCAAUCAAACUGCAUGCUGGUUUUGAGAAUCUUAGUAACAUUUCUCAAGAGACAUAAACAAACAUAAUUUUGAUCUCUUUCAGCAUAAUGAAGCAAGACUUUACUAGUCGAGUUCAAGUCUUUGCCAAGACCAGUUGACACAUCAUGUGCUUUGAUUAGCCAUUAUCACAAUCACGUUGAACAUUUUACAAGUCCAUUGAAUGUAACAUAUUCCGUUCUUUUCUUUCUCUUUCUAAUAAAAAGUUGAUUCUGUCCGUAUGCUUAGAUUAGUCAUUGAAAUGUCUGAGAUCACUAGUUACCCCAUGACCCUUGUGACAUUUUUAUUUCUAUAGGGUCUUUAGGAGCUUUAGUUUUUUCUUAAGAAAAGUUGGGUUGGUCUGUAUGCUUUGAUUAGUUAUGUUAACAUGUAGAAACUCACUAGUUACUUACAUCACAUAGUGGAAUUAUACUCUCUCUUUUAAUACAUUUCAGGGUUACUUGUUUUCUUUAACAAAAGCUGUCAAUCUAUUUACAUGGACUAAUUCUGAUAUCUAUGAUAUUUAUGAUAUCUAGUUUAGCCUUGAACAGUGGAUAAGUUCCGUUGUCGAUUAUUUAGUUCAGCAUUGUUGGUUUUCUGAGGAGUAGAGGAUGAAUGUAAAAGUAUAUGUGCCAUAAACAACUCGUAUUCUUCGUCCAAGAGUACUCAGUAGAUUUAAUUAGUUGUGAAACUGAUCACCAAAUUCUAUCCAGAUCAGUGACGUCAUUUUAAGAUAGCUUUGAAUUUUUCAUUUACACAGAAAUCCAAGAAUCUUCUCUCGAAAAUUGGUUUG
This is a messenger RNA of Macrobrachium nipponense, 4060 nucleotides long. Its product is annotated as beta-alanine transporter-like. Gene Ontology annotation, biological process: transmembrane transport. Gene Ontology annotation, molecular function: transmembrane transporter activity. Bases 496 to 2517 code for a protein of 673 amino acids. The transcript is spliced from 11 exons. NCBI's taxonomy places the organism in Eukaryota, Metazoa, Arthropoda, Malacostraca, Decapoda, Palaemonidae. The record is from RefSeq and is a predicted model, not a curated record. Gene Ontology annotation, cellular component: membrane.